Messenger RNA from Sebastes umbrosus (honeycomb rockfish), 1379 nucleotides. RefSeq names its product putative leucine-rich repeat-containing protein DDB_G0290503. NCBI's taxonomy places the organism in Eukaryota, Metazoa, Chordata, Actinopteri, Perciformes, Sebastidae. Bases 266 to 871 code for a protein of 201 amino acids. The record is from RefSeq and is a predicted model, not a curated record. The transcript is spliced from 3 exons.
AGUUUGCUAAACACCUGGCAGCAAAUGAACCAAACCUGGAGAAGCUGCUGAUUGAACAUACCAGCAGGAUUUGUUUCAGUUAGAGGAACAGGUUGACCAGAAGAAAACCGAGGUCCUGAAUCUCAGCAACGAAAAGGAAGGUCUCUUCCAGGAACUCAGAGAGACCACGGGCCAGCUGACCAGCAAGGGAGGUGAACUCCUACUGACUGAGGCAGCUUGGCAGAAAAGAUUCAACGAGCUGAAGGACAACGAAGAACAACAGCGGAUGGAAUCCCACGAGCAGGUCAAUCAGCUGAAGCAGGAGAUGCAUCUCAGAGACUCUGAGAUCUUGGAUCUCAGCAAGAAGAAUGACAGCCUUUCUCUUACGCUGACAGAGACAACAAGUCAGCUACAGAGCAAAGAAGCCGAACUCUCACAGUCGGACCGAGCCUGGCAGGACAAGCACGACGCUCUUGAGGACAGGAUGACAAGAUCUCUGGCCGAAAAAGACCAGAGCUUGGAUUCGCUGACGCUUAAGAUGCAUCUCAGAGUCUCUGAGAUCUUGGAUCUCAGCAAGAAGAAUGACAGCCUUUCUCUUACGCUGACGGAAAUAACAAGUCAGCUACAGAGCAAAGAAGCCGAACUUUCACAGUCGGACCGAGCCUGGCAGGACAAGCACGACGCUCUUGAGGACAGGAUGACAAGAUCUAUGGCCGAAAAAGACCAGAGCUUGGAUUCGCUGACGCUUAAGAUGCAUCUCAGACAGCUCUGCAAAGAGAAGGACAGAAUCUCUAAGAACCUCAGAGAGACUGCUGACAUGAUGCGUACAGUGGCGAUGAACUCUCGUGAAAGAUACAAAGCGCUGACCAACCAAUUAAGAAAGAUGGUCUGACAAAACAAGAGGAGCAGACGGAGAAGAAGGAAAAGAAGAAGGGUUUGCUUUAGCUGGUUUUGCAAGAAGACGUUGUGCCGAUGACACAAGAGUGGUUGAGGAGGCUGCUUGUUGAUCAGCUCAAGAUGGGACAACAAUAGCUCUCUCUUCCUCCACCCUUCACUUCUUCACCCUCCAUCUCUUUCACCCCUCCUCCAUCUCCAUCACCCCUCCUUCUAUCCACCUUCCCUCCAUCCCCCUCCACCCUCUCAUCCCAUUAGUCCAUCCCUUUGGUUUUGCUCCUGUUGAUCAGGUGUCCCACAAUUAAAAUGUACGAAUUUGAGGCUUGUAGUGAAAUACAGUCAAAAGUUCGAUCAUAUAGGGUGUUCUCAUGGUGAUCAGGUUUCUCCCAAAUAUUAUAUAUAUAUAUAAUAUAUACUAGAUGAAGAUUUGGAUAGGGUGUCUCCUGGUGAUCAGGUUCUCCCUUAAUCCAAGUAUACACCAAAUCAAAUAAAAAAUAAUGAUCAUA